Messenger RNA from Balearica regulorum gibbericeps (East African grey crowned-crane), 877 nucleotides. Lineage: Eukaryota; Metazoa; Chordata; Aves; Gruiformes; Gruidae. The record is from RefSeq and is a predicted model, not a curated record.
CGGUACUUGGUAGGUGCUGCUCUAACUUCUACUGUAUGGACUCUUGCUCAGUAGCAUGGGAGAAGAGGAAGGACUACACCAAACACAAUUACUGGACACAAUGUUUGUGCGAGGAUUAAAGAGAAAAUGUUUUGAUGGCGAAGAAGAUAUUGAAGGAACUCUGGCUGGUAUUAAGGCUAUUCCUUCAUAUAAUCUUCAGCGGCAGUCACUUUUAGAUAUGUCCUUGGUUAAACUUCAGCUGUGUCACAUGCUGGUUGAACCUAACCUUUGUCGUUCGGUACUUAUAGCCAACACAGUACGGCAGAUCCAAGAGGAAAUGACUCAAGAUGGGACUUGGCAGAUGAUAAAUACACAGAGUACAGGGCAGGCAUCCCUGGAUCGUCUUGUUUCAACAGAUAUCCUCUGUCGUUCAUCUAGGGAACAAGCUGAGGGAAAGCAUGUUCCAGGCUAUGGUACUUUCGGUAAAGACUUUGAGGGUGACCAGGCACAAGAUAGUUCAGAAACUAUGUCAACAGCCUCUUCAGUGCAAGCUCAGAGAAGCCUGCAGAGCGAUGUGUGGGAAAUGGAGAAUCCACAAGAAAAUAAAGGAAACUUUCAAAAAUCAUUAGAUCAAAUAUUUGAGACACUGGAGAAUAAAAGUCCUAAUUCUGUUGAAGAUCUCUUUUCAGAAGUUGACAAUUCCUACUAUGAUCUUGAUACUAUGUUAACAGGCAUGAUGAGCAACACAAAAAUGGGACACUGUGAUGGGCUUGAAACGUUUUCUUCUCCAACAACUACAACUUCUAACUCUAAUUGUAAAUCUGAUCUUAAUGAGCUUGAUCAUAUUGUGGAAAUCCUUGUUGAAUCAUGAGACUCCUUGUGUAGGAGAUAAAGAUCU